UACAAUAUUUCUCUACAAAAAUGAAAAAUUUCCUAAAAUAUAAUUUUUAAGAAUUUUAUUUUUAAAAUACAACAUAAUGAUAAAAAAAUCUAAAAGAAUACUCUUCUAUCAACAAAAGUUUUUCUUAUCCUAGUUUAUAAAUCACAACCCCAAAUCUACAAUAUUUAUCUAUAAAAAUGAAAACUUUCAUAAACUGUUAAUUUUCUUCUUUGCAGUGACCUCGUGAUGAUUAAAUAUUUUGUUUUGCUAAAGAAUGAUAAGCUGCGAUAAUAAGUUAUAUAUGUAAUAAGGCUAAGUUGUAAUCACUAGUUUGUAGUUGAGUGGACGAACGAGUAAUUCAUUUCAGUUAGCUUUCAUCGUUUAAAGCAAAACUACCAAAAUAAGCGGAAUCGAAAACAACUUUUCAAAUUAUACAUUCUUAAAAGGAACUCGUUGUGAUCUCUAACAUUAAUUGUCAAACUCCCUCACAUACCUCGUGCAACAUCUCUCUUCAAUUAACCGUACUGAGAAUGGGUAUCGAAGAAGGCCAUCACAACGGGGAGAGGAAGCCCCUCACAUGGUGCCAAACGUUCUUCAAAUCCUUCGUUUUUGUUUGUUUGGUAGCCUGUUUUAUUUGUGGCACGGUUUAUACGAUCAAACUAUCUUCUCGCAAAGAACCAGUUCCGAAGAUAGAACUAGCUUCUAUGGAUUUCACGGUGCUUAAUAUUACAGACACUCGUUUAAGUGCAAAAUGGGAUUUGUCGAUUCGGAUCCCAGACGAACUACCUGGUAGCUAUAUAUGUCUUCAAGGACACUUUCAAGCUUCCUUCAUGUACAAGAAUGUUACUCUUGCUAUUUCAAGCCCACAAAAAUACAGCGAUCUCAAAUACAACCAACCUCAGGUUCUUAGGGUUUUAGUGGGUGUCUCGGCAGAAGAUAUCGAAGGCUUAAUUGGUAAAGAUAUCACUGAAGAUAUCAAAGAGAAGAAGGAAGUGCGGUUUGGAACGCGUUUUUAUCUCACUGAUUGCAGGGAAAAGACAACUGGUACUAUGAGAUAUGCAUGUGAUGAAGUCACGUUGCGAUUUGAACCUGGUUCCGAGAUGAAGGCGGCUUUGUUUGGGAAGAACCCUAGCUGUGUCAAUUAUUGACCUAACUCCACGUCAUCACCAGUUCAUUGCUUUUUUUUUCUUUUUUUGUUUCUUGUGUGUUUUCAUCGGAUGAUUGUCACGUUGGAAAAUAUUAGGGUUUUAACUUCAUGUUUUCUC
Molecule: messenger RNA, 1244 nt
Organism: Brassica rapa (field mustard)
Lineage: Eukaryota; Viridiplantae; Streptophyta; Magnoliopsida; Brassicales; Brassicaceae
Source: RefSeq, a predicted model, not a curated record